Molecule: messenger RNA, 1294 nt
Organism: Haliotis rubra (blacklip abalone)
Lineage: Eukaryota; Metazoa; Mollusca; Gastropoda; Lepetellida; Haliotidae
Product: microsomal glutathione S-transferase 2-like
Exons: 5
Coding region: 73-564 (163 amino acids)
Biological process (GO): leukotriene metabolic process
Cellular component (GO): nuclear envelope; endoplasmic reticulum; membrane
Molecular function (GO): glutathione peroxidase activity; glutathione transferase activity; enzyme activator activity
Source: RefSeq, a predicted model, not a curated record
GUGCACAUGUGAACUUUGCCCCCAAACGUCAGUGAACGUUUGCUAAGGGUUGAGUUGAACGCAGCAGUCAAGAUGAGCGAAGUUAACGGGUCUUUCCUUCGUGUUGAGAAUUUGUUGUGGCCUGGAGUGGUGACCCUCAUCUCGGGGUUCCAGUUGACAAGACUUGCAAUUGGAGUAGGUGCAGCGAGGAAGAAGCACAAGGUUGCCUACCCAGCAGUAUCAGGGGACCCAGCCUUUGAAAGAGCAUUUCGGGCUCAAAUGAACACACUGGAGUUCCACCCUAUCUUCAUGACAUGUCUGUGGGUCUCCUCCAUCUUCUUUCAUCCAGGUGUAUCUGCAGGUGUAGGACUCAUAUACGUGUACUCGAGAGAGAAGUACUUCAAAGGUUACUGUCAGAGUGUAGAAGGGAGGUUGCCGGGCUUCAUACUGGGAGUGAAGUGUCUACAGAUCCUGCUGGUCACCGGUGCAGCUGGACUCAUCACGGUGGGCCUCCGCCACUACACCGGGACGGACCUGGCCAGCAUCGCACGCUCAUACAUCAGCAAGGUGCUGCCAAUCAACUAGGCCAUCGCUCAUCGCCAAGCUGAUGAUAUUGAAAUGGAUUGAUUGUUGUGAUUUAAAUCAUUUAUUUUUAUAAUAAUAAUUUUUAAGGUAUAGAUUAACAUUUUAGUCUUUAUUUUAUGUUGUUUCUGUUUUCUUCUUUAGUGAGUGAGUGAGUGAGCAUGGUUUUACGCCGCUUUUAGCAAUAUUCCAGCAAUAUCACGGCGGGGGACACCAGAAAUGGGCUUCACACAUUGUACCCAUAUGGGGAAUCGUACCCGGGCCUUCAGCGUGACGAGCGAAACGCUUUGACCACUAGGCUACCCCAUCGCCCCUUUCUUUAGCAUAUCCAGGACACAUAUGAACAGUCACCAUACACAAAUGUAACGUGACGGGUAAUUGUUAAUCAUAAUCAAGCUUCUUUUGAACCAGUGCUUUUAGAAAAAAGAAAUGGAUUGUUUUUUCUUCAAACCUUUAGAAAGUUGACUUGCCUAGUAUCACACUGAAGUGGCCUUCAUUAACUGAGCAUAGGUAUCUUUGUGAGGAAAGAAAUGAUGUCAUCUCUGAAAUCAAACUAAGUGUCUCCUAACAGAGUUUCAGGACAGAGUUUGCAGUGGACACUACUCCCUCUGGAAGGUGGAACAUGGGUAGACUGCCAUCAAUCAUUUCAUUGAGUCACAGAAAGCAUCCUAACUCUCCUACCCAGAGUUCCAUGUGGCAAGCCAGCAUAGUACCUCUGCCACAGGCCUGAAAA